CUGGUUCAGACGGACAGCGUCUUCUCGGCGGAGGGUUCGACCUGUGUCUGAGGCGACAUGAGCUCUUUACAGUUCAACAGCUUGUUGCUGGAAAUUUCGAACCAGCUGAACCAGGAACAGCUGGAUAGCAUGAAGUUUCUGUGCAAAGACUUCGGGAAAGGAGUGCUGGAGAAGAUCAAGAACGGGACACAACUGUUUCAGCUCCUGACGGAGAAAGACAUGCUGGCAGCCGACAAGACGGAGUACCUGUCCCAGUUGCUCAAAUGCAUUAAACGAAACGACCUCUCGGACAAGUUGAACAGCUGGACGGAAAGUCGGUCUGGAGACAGCGAGGACCAGCCGGACGCGGCGGAGAGAGCCAAACUGAACGUCGCCACCGAUGUGAUCGCCGAGAACCUGGGAAAGAACUGGCGCAAGCUGGGCCGCAAGCUGGGUUUGACCGACGUCAAGCUGGAGUCCGUCUCCAGGAGGCACACGGAUCUGGAGGAGACGGCCAGGGAGCUGCUGAAGGAGUGGAGGAGGAGUCGGAGAGCCGAGGCCCGAGUGUCGGACUUGGUGGCAGCCCUGAGAGCCUGCCAGCUCAACCUGACUGCCGAGAAAGUGGAGGACAGUCUUCUAACCCCCUGAUGUUGACGGGAGCUUUUUACAGAUGAGACUGACAUGAAUUCUGGGAGUGAAAUGAGAGCUGUGAUUAAGCUUCGAGGAAAAAUUAAAUAAAAAUCACCUGAUCAAUAAAUCGACUUCCUGAAUGUCACAAAACAUGCUAAUGGAUUUAUGUUUCAUAUUUUGAUCCGAGGAUGAAAACAGAGAGCUGAAAUGAUGAACCUAAUGUGUUAAUUGUGAUGUGUCACCAAAUGAUCAUUCCACAUGGAGACUUCUGCAGGUGGUGGUGGGUUAGGGCUUGGCAGCACAGUUGGUAUAAAUUACAGUCUUUGGAUGUUUUUUCCUGCUGAUACCAGAAUAAAGUGCGUUGCAGUAGUCGAGUCUGGAGGAGAUAAAUACACAGGUUACCUGGUCCUGGUCAAAAUGUCAAAGUUAGAGAAAGCAGGAGGGCUCAUUAUAAUCGACUAUUAUAAAUUCAUAUUCCAAAGGACUUAAGGGCAUUUUUAUACAUCAGUAUGUAUCAACUAUUCUCAGUAGAGAGUGACAACAGGGUUCAAAUUCAAAAGAAAUCAAAUGUGUGGAGACUUUUGUUUUCUAAAAUCUUGGUUGCCAAUGGCAGCAUAGAGAUCAAUCUAAUGUCAUGUUGUGAGAUUAAAGCCAUAGACUGUGUAAAAGAAGUGGAAGUAGUCAUCGUGACGUCACCCAUUGGUUUGUGGACCGCCGUUAUGAAGCCUCGAGUUUGGCGGUUUGCGUGGUCGCCAUCUUGGAUCACGACCGUCUCCAUCUUGACUUUUUUGCAACGGAUGAACGCAAGCUACCAUAUUUAGAAUGGGGACGAGUGACGUAGAGUCACCGUAUACGUCUCUGGUAGCGGCAGCGAUCUGUCAAUCACAGUAAGCCCGCCCUAAAGCAUACU
Anarrhichthys ocellatus (wolf-eel) is the source of this 1519-nucleotide messenger RNA. It is a transcript of the gene fadd, whose product is annotated as Fas (tnfrsf6)-associated via death domain. The coding region runs from base 58 to 627 and encodes 189 amino acids. NCBI's taxonomy places the organism in Eukaryota, Metazoa, Chordata, Actinopteri, Perciformes, Anarhichadidae. The record is from RefSeq and is a predicted model, not a curated record. Gene Ontology annotation, cellular component: CD95 death-inducing signaling complex. Gene Ontology annotation, biological process: extrinsic apoptotic signaling pathway; positive regulation of innate immune response; regulation of apoptotic process. Gene Ontology annotation, molecular function: death receptor binding; caspase binding. The transcript has 2 exons.